CGCGAGAGGGCGGUACCACGGCGGCCGCGACAUGGGGGGGCGCGGAGCGGACGCCGGAAGUCGCGGCGGUACGGGUCCCACCGAGGGGUACUCGCCGCCGGCAGCGUCCACCCGCGCCGCGGCCAGAGCCAAGGCCCGAGGGGGUGGGCGUGGCGGCCGCCGCAGCGCAGCCCCGUCGGUUCCCUCCGCUCGCGGCGCGGCCCCGCGUCGCUCCCCUCCACCGGCUGCCAUGAGCGAGCGCCUCCGCCCCAGGAAAAGGAGAAGGAAUGGCAAUGAAGAAGACCACCAUCUUCCCCCGCAGACCAAAAGGAGUAGUAGAAACCCUGUCUUUCAUGAUUCCUGGGACACAGAGUCUUCAAGCAGUGAUAGUGGUGGGAGCAGCAGCAGCAGCAGCAGCAGCAGCAUCAACAGCCCGGACAGGGCAGGCGGGCCGGAGAGCAGCUUGAACCACACAGCUGCUGGGUCCGGCCCUCACACCCCUCAGCCUGUUCCCGAGCAGUCCGCACUGUGCCAAGGCCCUUACUUCCACAUCAACCAGACCCUGAAGGAGGCCCACUUUCAUAGCCUACAGCACCGAGGACGGCCUCCAACAUGAUGUGCCGGCAGUUUCUUGCCUUCUGUGAAGGGACAGCGCUGUGCAGAUUUGAUAUUUCAACUUAUGAUGUUUUAAAAAAUUGCACAAAAAUAUGCCUGUUGGCUUUUCAGUCUAUAUUUGAAAUAACAGGUUAACAGGCAGUUGUUUACUUGUGGUUUUGCUGCACUAUUGCAAUUUCAAAGGGGCUUUGAAGCAAUUUUUUAUAGGAUUCUUUUGAGGGUGGGUAUCGAAUCCAUGUCAAGGUAAUGGUAUGAGGAAAUCUCAUCUGCGUGUUGAAUCCAUAGUUUGUCCAGUUCAGAUUGAUUUCCAAAUCUGUCAAUUAGAAAUUCUACUUUAUGUAUAAAAAGGCCUUUUAAAAAUG
Molecule: messenger RNA, 956 nt
Organism: Nyctereutes procyonoides (raccoon dog)
Lineage: Eukaryota; Metazoa; Chordata; Mammalia; Carnivora; Canidae
Gene: VCF1
Product: family with sequence similarity 104 member A
Exons: 3
Coding region: 32-595 (187 amino acids)
Source: RefSeq, a predicted model, not a curated record